Molecule: messenger RNA, 6036 nt
Organism: Chrysemys picta bellii (western painted turtle)
Lineage: Eukaryota; Metazoa; Chordata; Testudines; Emydidae
Gene: CRTAC1
Product: cartilage acidic protein 1
Biological process (GO): axonal fasciculation
Molecular function (GO): calcium ion binding
Source: RefSeq, a predicted model, not a curated record
CUCCCCGCUCCCCAUUGGCCGCCGCCGGCGCCGCUCCCGAGCCCAUUGGCUGCCGGGCCGCGGCCGGCUCCCCAUAAGGGGUCCGCGGGGCUGGCUGGGCUGCAGCCGCGGGAGCUGGGCCGGCAGCGGGGAGCAGCGAGCGGGCAGCCGGGCCCCGUGCCGAGGAUGCUGCUGCUGGUGUGGUUGCUGCCGCUGGCGUGGCCCGGCGAGGGCUCCCAGCGCGGCGAGCCGAUGUUCACAGCCGUCACCAGCCGUGUCCUCCCGCCCGACUACGACAGCAACCCCACGCAGCUCAACUAUGGCGUGGCCGUCACCGACGUGGACGCUGACGGGGACUUGGAGAUCGUGGUGGCAGGGUACAACGGGCCCAACCUGGUGCUGAAGUAUGACCGGGCGCAGCAGCGGCUGGUGAACCUGGCACCAGACGAGCGCAGCUCCCCAUACUACGCGCUGCGGGAUCGCCAGGGCAAUGCCAUCGGGGUGACGGCCUGCGACAUCGACGGGGACGGGCGCGAGGAGAUCUACUUCCUCAACACCAACAACGCCUUCUCGGGUCUGGCCACCUACACGGACAAGCUGUUCAAGUUCCGGGCUGGGCGCUGGGAGGACCUCCUGAGCGACGAGGUGAACCGGGCAGUGGCCAGCCGCUUCGCCGGGCGCUCGGUGGCCUGCGUGGACAGGGCGGGCUCCGGCCGAUACGCCAUCUACAUCGCCAACUACGCCAAUGGCAACCUGGGCCCCCACGCGCUGCUGGAGAUGGACGUGGCCGCCAGCGACCCUGCUCGCGGCAUCGUGGUGCUGACUGACGUCGCCGCCGAGGCCGGGGUCAACAAAUACACAGGCGGCCGGGGGGUGGCGGUGGGCCCCAUCCUGAGCACCAGCGCCUCGGACAUAUUCUGCGAUAACGAGAAUGGGCCCAACUUCCUCUUCCACAACCAGGGGGACGGCAGCUUCGUCGACGCAGCUGCCAGCGUCGGCCUGGAUGACCCCUACCAGCACGGCCGUGGCGUGGCCCUGGCCGACUUCAACCGUGACGGCAAAGUGGACAUCGUCUACGGCAACUGGAAUGGGCCCCACCGCCUCUACCUGCAGAUGAGCGCCAGCGGGCGGGUCCGCUUCCGGGACAUCGCCACGCCCAAGUUCUCCAUGCCGUCCCCCGUCCGCACCGUCCUCGCGGCCGACUUCGACAACGACCAGGAGCUGGAGGUGUUCUUCAACAACAUCGCAUACCGGGGCUCCUCCGCCAACCGCCUCUUCCGGAUCAUCCGCAGGGAGCACUUGGACCCCGUGAUCGAGGAGCUGAACCCAGGAGAUGCCAUGGAGCCCGAGGGCCGGGGCACUGGGGGUGCAGUGACUGACUUCGAUGGCGAUGGGCUGCUGGACCUGAUCCUGUCCCACGGCGAGUCCAUGGCGCAGCCGCUCUCUGUCUUCAGGGGCACCCAGGGCGCUGGCAAUAACUGGCUCCGCGUCAUCCCACGCACCCGCUUCGGGGCCUUUGCUCGGGGGGCCAGGGUGGUGCUGUUCACCCAGCGCAGUGGGGCGCACCUGCGCAUCAUCGACGGUGGCUCGGGCUACCUGUGCGAGAUGGAGCCCGUGGCGCACUUCGGCCUAGGCCGGGACGAAGCCAGCAGCCUGGAGGUGACGUGGCCGGAUGGCAGGGUCGUGACCCGGGCUGUGGCCAGCAGUGAGACCAACUCGGUGCUGGAAAUCCCCUACCCCCAGGGUGCUGAGGGGCAGCUCCCGCCCACCUCGCUGGAGACACGGACGAGUGUGCCGAGUUCCCCUUCGUGUGCCCCCGGGAAAAGCCGCUCUGCACCAACACCUACGGCGGGUACCGGUGCCGCAGCAACCGGCGCUGCAGCAGGGGCUUCGAGCCCAGCGAGGACGGCACGGCCUGCGUGGACAUUGACGAGUGUGCCCGGGGGCUGCAUGCCUGCAGCCAGCUCUGCACCAACACCCCAGGGGCCUUCGCCUGCCGCUGCCGCCCGGGCUUCCGGCCUGACGCCCACGCCGCCGGCCAGUGCCUGGAUGUGGACGAGUGCCGGGAGCAGCAGGGGCUGUGCGACCACGUCUGCCACAAUGACCAGGGCUCCUUCCACUGCCACUGCCACAGCGGCUUCUCCCUGGGCCCCGACCGGCGCCGCUGCCUGCGCCCCUAGCCCCGGGCAGCCCCCACGCCCCGGGCAGCCCCCACGCCCAGAGCAGCCCCAUGCCCCGGGCAGCCCCCACACCCACUGCAACCACCAUCCCACGGCAGCCCCUCGCCCACUGCAACCCAUAGCCCCGGGCCGCCCCACGCCCACGGCAGCCCCCACGCCCACGGCAGCCCCUCGCCCACUGCAACCCCUAGCCCCGGGCCGCCCCACGCCCACGGCAGCCCCCACGCCCACUGCAACCACCAUCCCACAGCAGCCCCACGCCCACUGUAAUCACCAUCCCACGGCAGCCCCUCGCCCACUGCAACCCCCACACCCAGGGCAGCCCCCACGCCCACUGUAACCACCAUCCCACGGCAGCCCCUCACCCACUGCAACCCCUGGCCCCGGGCCACCCCACACCCACGGCAACCCCCAGACCCACUGCAGCCCCCACGUCCCGGGCCACCCCCAGGCCCAGUGCAGCCCCACACCCAGGGCAGCGACCAUCCCACUGCAGCCCCUAGCCCUGGGCUGCCCCAGACCCACAGCAACCCCCAGACCCACUGCAGCCCCUGGGGGCACCGAGGGAACAAGUCCCCAGCUGCAGGGGCCGUGCACCCCUGGCUCCUUCCCCCUGCGGCCUGGCCUCCCCUCCAGCCGGCGUAGGGCUCUGGCCCAGCCGGGGCUGCUCAUGCCUGGUGCUGGAUGAAUGAAGCGUUUCCCGGCUGACGCAGUCCUCGGCCCGUCACACCAGCCCCGGCCUGGGCCGAACGUCCUGCCCGCAGACAGUCGCUCCCUGCCCCACACCAGGCUGAAGCCCCCCUUCCCCCGCACUGAUUUUCCCUCCGUCCCUGUUUUCCCGUGUGAUUUCCUGCCCCUUGUUCUUUGCCAUUCUGGGUGCCACCUGGCCAGCCCCGAUCUGCCCUGGCCCCAGCUGUCACCCCCCGUCUAGUCCCCUUUCCCCUUCUCCUGAAUGUGCCCCCCCUUCCCCACGCCUUCCUCUGGCCCCCUGUCUGUUCCGUCGCCCCCUGCUGGAUUUGUGUUCCCGAGGGCCCCCCCCCCCCCGGGCUCCCCUGGCAGUGCAGCGUGUGCUGGGGGUGCAGGCGCCGACGGGGGCUGUACAGCGCCCUGCACGGACUCCCAGCUGCAGUGCUGCCUUUUACCACCAGGUGGGGCCAGGGGAGCUAGCUGGGGGGAGCAGGAUGGAGCGGGGCCCCAGGCAGGGGGGUUACGUGAGCCAGGGGAGAGACCCCCAGCAGCUGCCUGCCCCCAGGGGGCUGGUUUCCCUGGACCUAGCUCUGGGCCAGCCCCGGUACCAGCGGGCUCCCCAGCCCUGCGAUUGUGGUGUUAGGUCCAGACCAGGCCUGCUGCCCGGCUGCCGCCCCCAGGCCAGGAGAGGCCCCCCCCAGCCAGCAGGGCCCCCGCUGCCCGCUUCCCUCGUCCCCUCGACGCGGGAGGAAGUGGUGCAGACAGCUGGGCUGGCAGCACAAGGUUUAUUGUGUGUCCGGAGGGGGCAGGGGGGGGCGGGGCCGUUCCCAGUGCUCUGUGCCCCCAGCCUGCUCUCCCAGAGCCCUCUGAGAGCGAUACCUGCUCAGCCCUGCCCGCGGGCCCUGCCCCAUCGCCCCUCUGCCCCAGGCUCUGCAGCGCCCCCUGCUGCGUAUCAUCCCGGCCAGGGAACCUCACCUGUCAUCCUCUGCCCCAUUCCCUGCAGUGCCCCAGCCCCAUAGGGCCGGGCCUGGCUCUCCUCUCUAGCCCCAUCCCUGCCCCUACUGGAGCUGGCCCGGCUCAGGGCACCCCCCAGCCCAGGCAGGACGCGGGGGGGCACCUUCCAGGAAAACUGCCUUGGGGGGGCGCCCCUGAUGGGGCUGAUGGGUCGCUCGUCCCCCGUGGGUAGGGUCAGCACUUUAAGCUUUGAUGGGGGCACAAAGCCCCCAGGACACGGCCCCAGCACUGGGGUGGGGCGGUUCAUGCUGCGGGAAGCGACGGGCUCAUGCAGGGGACGUGCGGGGAAGGGACGGGGAGCAGGCAGGGCGGGGCCGGGCUCCAAUCCCUUUGGCUGAGGAGGAGUUUGGCAAGGGAUGGUGACCCCCUGGGAUGUGCCGUCACCGCCCAGCCCCUCCCUCUCCCCCGCACGUCCACCAGUGUCCCCAAUGGGCUCAUUCACGCGGGGCAGGUGCCUGGACAGCUAAGGCGGAUGGUGCCCCAGGGCCCCACCAAGCCGGGUCUCUGGCCCGAAGCAGCUGGGAAUGGAGUGGGAGUCGUUAGCUGGGAGGGGAUUGCGGAGGGGGGAGGACAUGGCCUGGGGUGGGAGGCCCAGCGCCCCGUACAGGGCGGUGCCUAGGGCUUGGCCAGCCACAGCAGGGCCGUGCAGACGCCGUGUGCCGGGGCUACACUCCCUGCAGCAGGAGCAGCGGCCGGCAGCCCCCCCGGGGCAGGAUGCCCCCGCUGCCCCCCUCUGCAGCUCCUUCAGCUCUUGGCUUUAUGGGAGGGGGAUGCCCCAGGGGGCACUGCCCAGGGCAUGGGCUGGGGGCAAGUCCUGGGACAGGCCCAUUGGCUCUGGGCUGGGCUGGCUACCAAGGGGCCCCACGGGGCUCAGCCCAAGGCGCCCUCGCCCCGCUCCGGCAGCAGGUCUCCGCUGGGUCCCCGCAGCCCCUCCCUCCCGGGGGUGCUCAGAAGCGGGUGCUCUGGUACCGCAGCCGGCGGAGCUCGGCGAGGCCUUCGUCCCUGCAGGGACUCCCUGCCAGUCACCGGCCCCCCCCGCCCCCGCUGCUGGUGCUGCCGCUGCUGGUGCUGCCGCUGCUGCAUCUGUCCUCAUAGAUGGAGAUCUCGAUCUGGGCCCAGGCUAAGGACAGACAGCAGGACAAGGGGGGACGGGCAGGCAGGGCUGUGCCAGUAUCUGCUCCCAGUUCCCAGGGUCAGCCGGGGCCCUCCAGCCCUGUGCCCCGGGGGGACUGGGGGGGGUAGCUGAGUGCCAGGGCAGGGGCCAGUCUUGGGCUCGGGGCAGAGCUGGCGUUGCAGAGAGGGGCCCGUUUGCUGCAGCCACGUGCACCACUGUCAGAGCAUCGCGCCGGGCAGCGGUGCCUGUGCCCAUCCCACCAGGCUCACCCAUGCCCACCUUCCCUGCCCAUCCCUGCCCUGUGCCCACCCGCCCGUCCGUCCCAGGAGGAUACGACCCGCAUGCCCCGCUCCACGGGGUCGGUGAGCAGCAGGCCCCGUGGCGCAUACACCUGCUCGUUCUGCUCCUGGAUGUACUUGGAGAUCUUCUUCAGCACCUGCGAGGGCAAAGGGGACAGCCCAGUCAGCACCGCGUGCCCAGGGGCACCUGGGUGACUCCCUGGCCCGGGACACCAGCUUGCAUCCUUCCCUGGCCCAGGGCACCAGCCUGCAUCCUUCCCUGGCAGGGGAUCGGGCCCUUUGCCUGUGCUGCCUGUCACUGAGGCUAACCAGCACACCCGCCCCACUGCGCCCGCCCCACAGCAACAGCCUCUGGGGGCAGGUCACUGUCCGCUUGGGAAAGGGGGAGAUCCUGGGAACAGCGAGGGGGGACGACAGGCCCACGUUCACAGUCAGGGGCAGAGCUGGGUUAGAACCCAGGAGUCCUGGCUCCCAGCCCCAGCACCUGGGUCCCGCUAAGGGGCAAGUCUGCGAGGCCGCCAAGGGCUCCGCCGGCUGGACAACGGGGCUGAGAUUUACCUGCUUCAAACUCGCUCUUGGGCGGCUACGUCUAAACUCAGCGGGAAGAGGCGCAACUGAUUAGUAGUUUUAUUAUUACUCCUCCAGCCACCAGGGUUUGUGUUUGGUGUGGACUGGAUGGGUCAGGAACCUACCGGGCUACGAAACCUUGUUAAUGAGACGCCAAAGCAAUAAACCAAUAGUCCUAGAGCUUCCUUUAUCCUAA